UUCACGACCAAGGCCGGGGCGCAACCUUUCUUCCACGUCAAUGAAUCAAUCAUAAAAGUCCAUCCACCAUUGAAGCAGAAAUCUGGUUCAAAAACUCGUUGCUUGCUUGCUGCGUUAGUAAUGAUAAUCUUUUAGAGUUCGUUGAUAGGCCGAGUUUUAUUAAAUAGCUCCGGUGGAUAGCGAAAGCGACGCAGUGUUGGCAAAAGAUCCGGCGGUUCGGCGAAAAAAAUGUUAUUUUUCCCUCAUUAAUGUCCUCUGACCCUCUCUCUUAAAAGCUCGUGCCAUCAUUCAUUCUUUUUUCUUUUUUUCUCUAGAAGCAGACAACUACCCUUUUUAGCAUGUUAGCUACUUGGCUUAAUCUUGAAGAUUAGCGUUUAUAAAUCCUACGUUUUUUCUGUUUCUGGACUUAAUCACAUGCAGUUCAAAUUAAUCUUUUUUAUUGGUAAGUUAUUAAUUUUGGGUCGGCGGUAACAAAGGAACAACAUCGAGUGCAGAAUCAUAGCUCGUGAUUGGAGAGACUUAGCCUUUAAAGAGCUUCAUGAGGAUUAAUUAGCUUUCACAUUACCGAUGGAAGCUCAAAGAAAUGGGCUACCAAUUUUGUUUAUAGCUGUAAUCUUGUUCUUGAUCCAGUGCGUGGUAGCUCAGGGAGUUUCGAUAAGUUCUCAAAUCGAACGGUGGGCAUUGCUCGACCUUCGGUCAUCGUUGGGUCUCCGAGCGAAAGAAUGGCCGAUCAAGGCGGACCCUUGCACAUCGUGGUUCGGCGUCCAAUGUCAAAACGGCACCGUCAGGAACAUCACCGUUUCCGGUUUAAGAAGAACCAGACUCGGACGGCUGAGCCCCCGGUUCAAUGUCGAUUCUUUGGUUAAUUUGACCCAAUUAGUUUCUUUCAAUGCUUCCGGCUUCCCGCUUCCCGGGUCAAUACCCGAUUUGUUCGGAAGCCAGUUGGUCCAUCUCGAGGUUCUUGAUCUCCGAUCAUGCAAUGUCUCCGGUUCUAUCCCUGCUUCACUCGGCAACUCGAGUCGACUCACUUCUUUGUAUCUUGGUAAUAACAAUCUUGCUGGUUCUAUUCCUUUGGCACUGGGACAGUUAAGCAACUUAAAAUUUCUUGAACUUUCGGGAAAUUCGCUUACUGGGUCAAUUCCUUCAAGUUUUGGGUCUCUUGCAAACAUUGAAAGGCUUGACCUUGGUUCAAAUUACUUAUCUGGGCCAAUUCCUCCUGGUUUAGGUUCUUUAAAAGGUCUUCGAGUGUUUAAUGUCUCGGAUAAUAAUCUCUCUGGCUCAAUUCCUUCUCAAUUUAGUAAUCUUUCUAGGUUGCUUGAGCUUGAUCUUAGUAAGAAUUCUUUGUAUGGGUCGUUGCCUAAGGAAUUUAAGAUGUUAAAAAGUUUACAAAAGGUGGUGAUUGAGGACAACAUGCUAGCUGGACCUCUGCCUGUUGAUUUGUUUUCAAGUCUUAUCGAAUCGCAAGUUGUGGAUUUGAGUGGUAAUAAACUUGAUGGAGUUCUUCAUGGUACAUUUUGGUCAAUGCCUAAUUUGUGCUUCUUCGAUGUAUCGAGUAACAAUUUUACAGGUCCUCUGCCUGCUCUUAGUUCUAAUCACACUGUUUCUAUGGCUGCUGUGUUUAAUCUGUCGAAUAAUUUCUUUUAUGGCACUUUGAAUUUUUCACUUGGGAGGUUCAAAUCCAUUGAUAUAUCGGAUAACUAUUUUCAAGGUAAGGUAGUUGACACCAGUGGAAGAAAUGUCACUGUUGAUAAGAAUUGCCUUCAAGCACUGAACCAGAGGAGUUUGGAUGAUUGUAGGCUGUUUUAUACAGAAAGAGGGCUAAGAUUUGAUAAUUUUGGGGAAGGAAACAUAAUUCAGCCUCGUGCUGCAGAAUCUCGUUCUGAGAGCCGAAAAAGAUGGAUAUUUAUCUUGGCAGGAGUAUUUGGUGGAAUUGGCUUCGUCGUAGUUUUGGUAUUGGUGCUAGUACUGCUCUUGAGACGGUAUGAUAAGGGCAUUAGGAAUCAAAGAGGGAGUGGCAAUAUAGGGCCAGUUCCGGAAGGAGAUAGCUCUCAACUUCCUAAAGAUCCUGCAAAUGUAGAUGGCUCUGGAGAUCCAUUUACUUACGAGCAGUUGCUCCAAGCAACUGCUAAUUUUAGUGGUACGAACCUUAUUAAGCACGGCCACUCAGGGGACUUAUUUCUUUGUGUCCUGGAAGGUGGUAUCAGUGUGGUCAUUAAAAAGAUCAAUUCAAGCUCUUCCAAGAAAGAACUGUACAUGACAGAAUUGGAUUUAUCCAGAAAGCUUUCUCACGCGAGAUUUGUCCCUCUGUUGGGGCAUUGCUUGGAGCAUAAAACGGACAAGCUUUUGGUCUACAAGUAUAUGCCAAAUGGGGAUUUGGCCAAUUCAUUUUACAGGGCUACCAACUCAGAUGAUGAUAGUUUGAAGUCCCUGGAUUGGAUUACGAGGUUGAAAGUCGCUACUGGAGCUGCUGAAGGCCUGUACUACUUGCACCAUGAAUGUAACCCUCCCCUUGUUCACAGGGAUGUUCAAGCAAGCAGUAUCCUUCUUGAUGAUAAAUUUGAAGUGAGACUUGGAAGCUUGAGUGAAGUUCAUGCCCAGGAGGGGGAUACACACCAAAGUGUGCUCACGAGGUUGCUUUGGAAGCCACAGACCUCUGAACCAGGCCCCUCAGGUUCAGGCUCUGCUUCAGCUACUAGCGCUUAUGACGUGUAUUGUUUCGGAAAGGUAUUACUAGAGCUUAUAACAGGGAAGAUUGGCAUCAGUAAAGCAGAAGAUGCAUUUACGAAGGAGUGGCUAGAGCAAACCUUGCCUUGCAUCAGCAUAUAUGAAAAGGAAUUGGUGACUAAGAUCAUGGACCCAUCAUUGAUUGUAGAUGAGGAUCUACUGGAAGAGGUAUGGGCAAUGGCUAUUGUGGCAAGGUCAUGCCUUAACCCAAAGGCUUCAAAAAGACCCUCAAUGAAACAUAUACUCAAAGCAUUGGAAAACCCUUUGAAAGUGGUAAGGGAGGAGAGUUUCAACUCUGUGAGGCUAAGAACAACUUCGUCGAGGCGAUCUUGGAGCGCCGCGUUCUUUGGUAGUUGGCGGCAGAGCUCAUCAGAGAGUGCCACCAUUUCAGGCCACCAAAAUAGAGAAGGUGUUGGUGGUUUCAAACAGUCGGGUAGAGUAGGGUCUCAUGGCAGCGGGGGUAUCGAGCACUCACCUUCACGUAAAAGGUUAUCGAAUGAAAUUUUUCCUGAACCGGUCGAAAUACAAGACAUGGAGAGGUUAGAUGAAAACUAGUUGAUAAAAGGAGUGUUUGCCAGUGUGUUAAUGAGUUUUAAAGGGGUUAUGUUAAGUGCCUGUUCGAACAUUGAACCCCUUUGUUUCUAGUCGUACACGCUCGGGUUCGAAGGCAGUCUUAGGAAGAAAUCUUACGAGCGAUCCCGUCUGGUGGAGCUGAUGCCUAACCGCAGCCGAAGCCAGCCAUGGAGAUGAGAGGGGAGACUAUACAGGGAGUGAGAUUUUUUAUGAUAUUCGAAGCUUGUUUUGUAAUCUAUUUAUCAUAACCAGGCAAUUGUUAUUGUAAUUGGCACUUUCUCUUGCAUAUCCGAUCAUAUAUAGAGUGUAAAAUUGCAGAUGAUU
Hibiscus syriacus is the source of this 3621-nucleotide messenger RNA. Its product is annotated as probable LRR receptor-like serine/threonine-protein kinase At2g16250. Bases 568 to 3279 code for a protein of 903 amino acids. The record is from RefSeq and is a predicted model, not a curated record. NCBI's taxonomy places the organism in Eukaryota, Viridiplantae, Streptophyta, Magnoliopsida, Malvales, Malvaceae. The transcript is spliced from 5 exons. Gene Ontology annotation, biological process: protein phosphorylation. Gene Ontology annotation, molecular function: protein kinase activity; ATP binding; receptor serine/threonine kinase binding.